GUCUGCUGGUCGCUGUAUAUCUGUAAAUCCACAAAAGGAAACCCACGUCCAUUCUACAAUUGUCGCAAAAAAACCCUCCAAAAGAAGAUUCCCUGCUUGCCCGUUUUAAACCGAAUCAGCUGGCCUGCGUGCAUUUUUCUUCCACGGCCAUUCUAUUUUUUUUCCUCCAUCCUUCUUUUCUGUUAUUACAUUGUUCCCGCUCUGCUCAUCCAGAAUCCUUUAAAUACCCACCCGCUCCUCGUCCUCUGAAAACUCACUUUUAUUAUCUUACAAACAGCACUCUUCUCUUCCCUUAUCUUUUCUUCUUUUCUUGUUCUCACCAGUCACCUCUUUUUUAAUUUAGCUUCAAGCCUGUAAAAUAUGGUCAAGAUCUUCGCUACCGCUAUCGCCACCGCUGCGCUUCUGCAGUGCGCCUGGGCGCACAUGGGUAUCAUCAGCCCCCCUCCUCGCUCAGGCAUCGUUGGUGACCAGCUCAACAAGCCCUGCGGCGGUAGCAAUGCGCUGACCCGCAAUGUCACCACCUUCUCUGUCGACACUCUCAACAAUUUUGUUUUGCGUCCUAGCCACGGUACCGGAAACCUCAUCUUCAACUACUUUACCGACAUCACCGUGACUAAUGACUCUAUCGCUCAUCCUAUUACCGAUGUUUCCAUUCCCGCCCCUAACACCUACACGACUCCUCUGGACUUUGCCAAGGCUGGUCUCAAGAACGGACAGAGCAUCGUUGUCCAGGCUAUCUACAACGGCACUGACCAUGACGAAACUGAGCAAUACUACGUGUGCUUCGAUGUCAAGCUUUCCGCUGACGCCGACGCUGCCGAGUCAGAUAGCGCCGACGACAAGGAGUCUGAGGAUGCUGGUCUUGACUCCAAGACUGAUGACGCCAAGGACGAAUCCAAGUCGUCGUCCUCAUCCUCGGCGCCGAAAAGCGCUCUCGUCUCGACCAAGGCUGUUAUUGGCGCCGUUGCUGGCCUCCUUGUUGCUGCGUUUGCCUUCUAAUUAUGAUGCCGAUAAGAUUGGAUGUUUAGAUAACUGGUGUAUCUUUGCACGCAAUUCUCUGUUUGGCACUCUUGCUUGUUUUUUCUUUCUUUUUUAAUUAUUAUUUUUAUUCAAUUAUUCUCAACACGCAUUUACAGCAACUUUUGAUAUCAAUUUA
Molecule: messenger RNA, 1156 nt
Organism: Kickxella alabastrina
Lineage: Eukaryota; Fungi; Kickxellomycota; Kickxellomycetes; Kickxellales; Kickxellaceae
Exons: 1
Coding region: 361-999 (212 amino acids)
Source: RefSeq, a predicted model, not a curated record